This is a messenger RNA of Dracunculus medinensis (Guinea worm), 2514 nucleotides long. Lineage: Eukaryota; Metazoa; Nematoda; Chromadorea; Rhabditida; Dracunculidae. The record is from the annotation of a GenBank genome assembly.
AAAACAACAAGGAAUUAUAGGAAUUAUAAUCGAUGUAUUCAUAAUACAAUAAGCAAAUAUGAAUUAUUAUGGACACCUUUAAAAUCAAACAUUGAGUCAUCUAAUGAAGAGUUCAAGUCAAAUUCAAUUCAAAUGCAAAAAUUAGUGAAUGAUCUACGUCAAAUUAUCGAAAAAAUUGAAAAUGGUGGUGAUGAAAUCGCAAAGAAACGCCAUAAGGAGAAAGGGAAAAUGCUCGCCAGAGAGCGUGUUAAUGCGCUGAUGGAUGCUGGGUCAGCAUUUGUUGAACUUUCACAGUUAGCAGGUUAUAAGAUGUAUGGAGAAGAAGAUGUACCUGCUGGUGGUAUUAUUACUGGUAUUGCUAGUGUUUCUAAUCAAGAAUGUAUGAUAAUCGCUAAUGAUGCGACUGUUAAAGGUGGUACAUACUACCCAAUCACUGUUAAAAAACAUCUUCGAGCACAAGAAAUUGCUCUACAAAAUCGUCUUCCUUGUAUAUAUCUCGUUGAUUCCGGUGGCGCUAAUCUACCUAGACAAGCGGAUAUAUUCGCGGAUCGAGAUCAUUUCGGACGAAUUUUUUUUAAUCAAGCAACUAUGUCUUCGUUGAAAAUCCCACAGAUCGCCGUUGUAAUGGGAUCAUGUACAGCUGGUGGUGCAUAUGUGCCUGCUAUGGCAGAUCAGGCAGUGAUCGUAAAGAAUAGCGGUACAGUUUUUUUAGGUGGUCCUCCACUCGUUAAAGCAGCGACAGGUGAAGAAAUUAGUGCUGAAGAACUGGGUGGCGCUGAUCUUCAUUGUAUGGAAUCUGGAGUAACUGAUUAUUAUGCGAUUUCCGAUAGUCAUGCAAUUAAUCAGACUCGAGCUAUAAUUGCUGGAUUAACUCCAAAUAAUUCAUCGAAAAUUUUCAACAACUAUAGUCCAUUUGAAGAACCUUUAUAUCCAAUUGAAGAGCUGUAUGGUAUUGUUGGAGCAAAUUUGAAAAAAGCGUUUGAAAUACGUGAAGUGAUUGCUCGUAUUGUUGAUGGUUCGCGUUUCGAUGAAUUCAAGAAGCGAUAUGGUGAAACUUUGGUAACUGGCUUCUCAACAGUUUAUGGAAGAACAGUUGGUAUUAUCGGCAACAAUGGAGUUCUUUUCUCUGAAUCCGCCUUAAAAGGGGCUCAUUUUAUUGAAUUAUGUUGUCAACGACAAAUUCCUCUAUUAUUUUUGCAAAAUAUCACUGGUUUUAUGGUUGGAAGGGAUGCUGAAGCUGGUGGAAUUGCAAAACAUGGUGCAAAACUCGUAAAUGCUGUUGCUUGUGCUGAUGUACCCAAAAUAACCAUUAUUAUUGGUGGCUCUUAUGGUGCUGGUAAUUAUGGAAUGUGUGGACGAGCAUAUAACCCGCAAUUUUUAUUUAUGUGGCCAAAUUCAAGAAUUUCUGUGAUGGGUGGUGAACAAGCUGCGAACGUACUUGCUCAAGUACAACGCGAUCGACGUAUUCGUGAUAAAAAAUCGUGGACUGAUGAUGAAGAAAGGAAAUUGAAAGCUUCUGUUGAAGAACGUUUUGAACAAGAAGGUCAUCCUUAUUUCGCCUCUUCUCAUUUAUGGGAUGAUGGUAUCAUAGAUCCUAAAGAUACGCGUCGUUUAUUAGGUCUUUUGCUACAAGUAACAUCGAAUAAGAUAGUUCGAGAUACGAAAUUUGCAUUCAGGAAUUAUGAUUCGGAGAUUUAUGCUUUUUUGCAUCGUAUAAAAGCACCAAAAACUCCACCUGAAGUUGUUGUACGAGCAUUGACGGACGAAUCAUUUUCAAAACGUGCAGAUGUGCAAGACGAUUCAUCUGGUGCUGUGCCAAUGAAAGCUGAAAAUGUUGGUGAUAUCGAACAUAACGGUAAACUUAUCGCGCAAGGCCGAAAAUUCAUCGAUGACUUUGUAAAAGCAUUUAUUCGUUAUAUUCUUCCUGGAGCACCGGAAGAAUUAAUUUUAGCAAUAUCAGAAGAACUCACCAAAGAAAGUCGUAUAGCUUCAGUUGCCUCACAUUUGGGAUUCAAUUAUCUCGUGCGUACAGCUGAAUUUCCACCUUCUCAGCAGACCAUUUCGGCUGCAUUCGCUUCAUUGAUAGCAUCGCUGCAUCCAGUCAGAGCUGAAACGCUUAUUUUUGAAACAAUAUUACCUUGGCUUUUGGAAGUUGAUUUUGCUGAUGCUUAUCCUCUCGCUCAACCUUUUUCUGUAUUGAGUGAUAUUCUUAAAAAGAAGGGUGUUUCUGAAAUCGAGCCGCGAAUUCUUCGAUCAGCUGGGGAAAUAUCUGCAGAACCCAUAUUUAUUGUUGGAAUAUAUGCUGAUAAGAAGAUCAUUGCACAAAGUCCUGGUGAGACAUUGCCAAUCGCUGUUGAUAUGGCUGCUCGAAAUUCUCUACUUCAUUUGUGGGGCAUAACAUCCGAUCUGUUGUUACCAUUCGGCUCACGAACAGAUUUUGCAUUUAGUCAACAUACAACAUCCAAUUAUUAUUUAAAGGAUAUAUGCGACAAAGAGUAUUGUUUUGAUAUUUAA